ACAAUUCCACGACCAAACGGAACAGAAUCUGAAUGAUGAGCUGGAGAAUUCAAUAUCACGCCGCCAAUCACAAAUACGUAUCUCUGGCAGUAUGAGCGACCGCUUUGAGGGCAGUACAACCGACACAAAUGCAACUGACGGCGCCUCCCUAGAUAUCACUGAUCGAGUAAAGCAAUUAAGCAAGUUUAUAAACAAACAUAAAAUGAAUAUCGGGUCACAUCCGUUCCUGCUGGGCCUGCAUGAGUGCCUGUCCAAACAGAGGGGUAAGCUGGUGCUGCUGCGGUGGAGGUUUGAAGAUGCGGUGCUUACACAGGCCGGCGUUCCGUUUAUGAACGACGCCGUCGAACUUCUUCUUGAG
Molecule: messenger RNA, 358 nt
Organism: Sphaeroforma arctica JP610
Lineage: Eukaryota; Ichthyosporea; Ichthyophonida
Exons: 3
Source: RefSeq, a predicted model, not a curated record